UCAACUCGUCUACGUAGUAUUAUAGGUAAAACGUUGUAAAAGCUCGCACAAUAGUUUAAUCGCGCUUUAAGUUUGCCCACAUUAACGAUUAAAACGAGUUGAUAAAAUUAAAAAACUUUUAUAAUAUAAAAACAAGUAACUACGCAGGCGUUUUUUUUGUCUUUCCCUUUUUUUUCCUUUCUUGUUUUCAUCUCACAACCAUAUCAACAACGACAACACUCCGCAGUUUUCCACCAGUAUGUUAUCAACGUUGUUUUGUUUUUCAUAAUGUUUAAAUUUUUUACUGCGAAUCUCGUGCCUAUAGAAUUUUAUCAAUACAUAUCAAUGUGAAAAUGUGAUCGAUACGUGUUAUCAACGGUACCUAAAAUUAUGAAAAUUCCAUACAUAUGGUAUUCAACGUUAACGGUUUUUGUAAUUAUUGGAAAAGCCAUUAGUAAACCGAGAGCUUUCGUCGAUACUUCGAUUAAUGGAUAUAUUACUGAAAGGGUAUGUUGGUCGAAUGAAGCUUGCAAGGAGGAAUUUCAAGCAAUAUUCGCUUGCAGGUGCCCGGAAUGGUCUUAUUGUCGAAGUCCAGGCAAAUACUAUAACGCUUAUUGUUCCAUAAUGGAGACCGGUUACAUCUGGAUGCAAAAUCCGCGAAAUAACUUCACCGUUUUUUAAAGAGGAUUAUUCUCACCUUGUUUAGUUUAUUGUUUAUUUUAUUGCAGCACGAUAUUAUGUGUAAGCUUUUCUUGUGUACCAAUACCAAUACCAAUACCAAUACCAAUAUCCUCCUACAUAAACAUACAUAUCCAGUGGGGUGACAACGAAUAUGACCCGGGGAAUUAUUCUUUUACAUCUGCUCGGUGUACUAUAGUCUAGCCUACUACUAAAAAUGUUCAUUUCGGUUUAAAAAAUAAUUAUUCUAAAAGUUUCGAAUCGAUAAAAUUGGUGUUGAAACGAGACGCGGAGGUCAUUGCGAAAAAUAGUAUGGGUUUGUAGCGGGUGCGACUGCGAACGCAGCUUCCCACGACGGUCUGGUAGGAAAUGUGAGGUGUUCGGUAUCGUUACAAUUAAGUGUUGUGAUUCUGGCUACGAACUUCUAGCUAUUUGAGUGAACGAAACAGUUCAUUCUGAGGGACGACUGAUGCAAAAAUCUAAUUCCUGAAAUCAAUUUGUUGAUAAUUUUUUGAAUUUUACAUUCCAUAACUUGGUAGGUGUGAUGUUUGAAAAGAAAAUUAAAAUCAUCUAAAAAAGUGCCUAAUUUGCUGGGCAGCAGAUGCCAACUUCAAAAUUUAGGCGCUUUGAAAUUUUAGAAAUUAUUUAAACAAACAAUUCCAAAGUGAACUCUCCUCCCCCCCUCCUCCCUCCCCAUCAAUAAAAUCAAUGAGGCACAUUAUAUUCAAACACAUUUUUUUUUUCAAUUUUGAAAAUAGAUUGUGAACCAUCAGAAUAUAUAAGAUAGAAAAAAUUAUUCAAAAAAUUGCAGCUACACAAUUCUCAAUUUUCUCAAUUCUUUUCUAAAAAAAAAAUCAAUAAACAAUUUUAGUCUUUAGAGAAUUUUUUCAAAAGUAGAUCAUUCUUACUUUCAAUUCAUUUUGGAGGAUUUUUAGAAUUUUAUCACAAUCUUCAAAAAAAAAUGUCAUGACUUGUAAUGGAUUUGUUGAUGAUUGGCAAGUACAUACCAUAUGUAAAUGUAUACUGCGGUCUAAUUUAAAACUCACGAAUUUUUAAUUUUAUUUAAACUGAAUUUCUUGACUGUUUUCAAAAAAUCUAUGUAGGUACUAAAGGAAUUUCUGUUGUUUUUUUUCAAUCUUGGAAGAUUUUGAACUAAGAAGUGGAGACCUGAAGGGAGAGGAGCAAAGAAGUUCUUACGAAUAUGUCAUUCAUCGCAUUUUUCGAAGACUUUCAGUAUAUUUUUUAUGAAAUUUUCCAAUUUCGAAUUUAUCUUGGUCGAACUUUGCCUUGAUUUCAAUGAAAUUUCCUGAUUUAUGAUGCAUUUCUUGAUGGUUUUUAAAGGACUGUUAUUUAUUUAAUCAAUAAUCAUCGUUAUACGAGUAACUACACAAAAAUGGGUUGCAAACGAUUUUGAGAAAAUAAAUUUGAAUAAUAAUUUUAUUUUCGAAAUUCAGAUUCUAUGAAUAGAAUUGACGUUACAAAAUUUUUGUCAUUUUCUCUACUUUGAAUCUGAAUAUAGGUGUCUAAAAAAUCCUGAAGAUUUUCAGGAUUUAUAUAUUUUUGUUGGUAGUAUUUUUGGUGUUGGAAUAUGAAAAAAUUUUGGAAUGAACUCUCUUCGGACUAAAUUCUGAUUUUCAAUUUCAAGGGUUUUUCAAACAAUUUCAAUGUAUUUUUAUUCAAUUUUUGGAUAAAUUUUCAUAAUUUUUUGAAAUAAUUUCGAACUCAUGUCGUUAUCUAUUAGAAUAUGCAAAUACUUAUAAAAAGUAAUUGACAAAAUCAUGACUGUUUUUUUUUUUCAUUUUCGCCAUUUAUUAAUUUUUAAGAAUUCGACUCUGAAAAUUCUUAUUUUGAGAUUCAUAUCGAAAGUGAUUCUCAAAAUGUUAGAAAAAUCAAAAAAUGUGCAAAAAAAAGUAAUUUACAGAGUUCAAGCCGUUUAGCAUUUUUUGCAAAAUCCACAUGAAAAGUUCUACUUGUAUUCUGAGAAUUUUGAAAAUUUUUAGAAGAUCGAAUUGAAGGUCACAUAUGGCAAAAAUUUCGAAACAUUGAAUUAGAAAAAAAUAAUUGAUUUUUAUUGAUAUUUUUAAUCGAAUUGUUCGUCUUUCAAUGCUCGUUGUUCUUUUCAAUUGGUGGAGUAUCUCUGAAAAUAAGGUGUAGAUGAAAAGUCGUCUAUCCAGAUCUGAUCUGAUCUGACCAGGUAAAAUCAGAAGCUAGAUCAAAGUUGAUCGGAUUGCAAUGAGACCUGUUCUGACCUGAUCAGAUCCAAUAUGGCGAAAUCUGAUCAGAUGUGAUGAGAUCCGAACCUGUAACCUGUCCAGAUGCAAUUAGGAGUAAAUCUGAUCAGAUCUAAUAAGACUAAAUUUUCCAUUGGAUUAUAUCAGUUGUAUUUCGACAUAAUUAGAUCUAAUCCUUCUUUUUUGAAUUAGAAAUUUUCAUCCAAAAAUAUGUAAAAAUUAACAUUUUUGAUAAAGCAGGACCUUUGGUAGGUAAUUAGAGAGGAAUAAAAUUGAGAAAAUGAGAAAAAAGUGAGUAGGUACAUAUUAAGUUUUUUUUAGGUUAGUACAUAUUUUUAAAAAAAUAUACGAAAUGCAAAAUUUGAAAAAAAAACAAAGCAAGACUACUUAACUUCAUUUCAAAAACAAAAAUACCCAAUUUCUUAUGAUUUUUUUUUCAAAUUUAAAUUUGUAAAAAUACAUAGCUUGUGUUUGAAAAAUGAAAAAAAAACAUCAAACGAUCUUAAUAAAUUAAAAAUUAGCUUUUCUAACGCCUUAAAUUCGAUGAAGAUUUUUAAAAUUACAUUUUUUUUUUCAAUUUGUUCGUAGCUCUUUUCGAUUUGAAACUUUUGCAGAACCUCAUCCAUUUAAAUUGUGUGCAUUUUUUGAUGUAUUAUCCCCUCCCCCUCCCCCCACUUUUUAUCCUCACAAAAAUCAAGUUUAACCUUUUCUUCUUCAAUCAAGGUUCGUCUUUUCAAUUUUAAGUAUAGGUAGUUAGGCAACGUUAGCAACGUGUUCAUUUAGAGUUUUCUUUAUUGGUAUUCGAUUUUCGAUUGUUUCCAAAUUUUUAGUUGUGCCACUUUUCCCCCUCCACUUUAGUCAUCCGGUCUAAAUGAAAAUUAGCCAGGUAAAUUUUCAAUAAUCAAUAUAUAGGAUUUCUUGAAAAUAAAAAAUGAAAUAAAUACUGUUCACUGAAAACAAUUACUCGUAUCUGCAACUCAGCAACAAUGAAGUUCGAUUUCAAAUAAUGAUUUUCCAGCCAGGAAUUUGAAAAAUUCUUCUUUCAAACUACCGAAAUGAACAUUGGGAAACGAAUGGGGGGGGGGGAGCUAGGGAUCAAACGAUUUCUAUUAUACAAAUAGGUACUUCCUUUCAUUGUCACCCUAUAAAUAAUAUGCAGACAAUCAACACCUUUUACCUAUACAUAUACUAUUACUUAUUUUAUUUCGUUGAUCUCAUUAGUUAUCUUGCUCAAUGAUUCACACACAUGCGUAAUACACAAUUGUACCUGGAUUUUGAAAAAGACUUUUUGUAUUAUUAGAAAAUUGUAAAGCAUUACUCUGCUAACCUUAGAGGAAGAAGAAGUACCACAUUUAUAUUGUAUGUAUACAUAAUACCGAUGCAAUAUGAUUUUUACUUAAUGUGUA
Messenger RNA from Planococcus citri (citrus mealybug), 4294 nucleotides. RefSeq lists its product as uncharacterized. Lineage: Eukaryota; Metazoa; Arthropoda; Insecta; Hemiptera; Pseudococcidae. The coding region runs from base 370 to 660 and encodes 96 amino acids. The record is from RefSeq and is a predicted model, not a curated record. The transcript is spliced from 3 exons.